This is a messenger RNA of Emiliania huxleyi CCMP1516, 324 nucleotides long. RefSeq lists its product as hypothetical. The record is from RefSeq and is a predicted model, not a curated record. Bases 1 to 324 code for a protein of 107 amino acids. The transcript has a single exon. NCBI's taxonomy places the organism in Eukaryota, Haptophyta, Isochrysidales, Noelaerhabdaceae.
AUGACGCGCCCGAGUCUGUAUAAGGUCGUCGCGACCGAUCGCUGGGAGGCCUUCUUCGUCGAUGGGCUCACGGUCUGCGGCACACCGUGCGCCGUCGCCCAGACCUCAACUGCGUUGCACACGGCGCUCCUCCAGCUCACUCGUUCGGACUUCAUUUGGAACAAGCUAACUCCGACUGUCUGGAUCUUGGAGGCGCGGGCUCUUGCGCAGUUCCACACCGCCACCGCCGAACGGGCCACCGUGGACGAGGAGCGACCGCCUCCCGACAACAACAGUGAUGACGAUGACGGCAUGGACGAGGAGGUCUUCGACCUCUUUGACUGA